This is a messenger RNA of Xenia sp. Carnegie-2017, 498 nucleotides long. Its product is annotated as potassium voltage-gated channel subfamily C member 1-like. The transcript has a single exon. Gene Ontology annotation, molecular function: protein binding; delayed rectifier potassium channel activity. The coding region runs from base 1 to 498 and encodes 165 amino acids. Gene Ontology annotation, biological process: protein homooligomerization; potassium ion transmembrane transport. NCBI's taxonomy places the organism in Eukaryota, Metazoa, Cnidaria, Anthozoa, Malacalcyonacea, Xeniidae. Gene Ontology annotation, cellular component: voltage-gated potassium channel complex. The record is from RefSeq and is a predicted model, not a curated record.
AUGAACUCGAAUGAAUUGGAAAAAAUACGUCUUAACGUUGGUGGACAAAAACACGAAACGUAUUUAAGUACAAUAGGUAAUCUUCCCGAUACCAGACUCUAUUCAAUUAUCGAGAGCACUAUAAACUCGCCCGAUUAUGAUUCAGAGACGAGUGAAAUUUUCUUCGAUCGUCAUCCCGAUGUUUUUGCUCAAAUCCUGAAUUACUACAGAACCGGAAAACUACAUUGUCCCAAGGACAUUUGUGGCCCUUUGUUUGAAGAUGAGCUUCAGUACUGGGGCAUCGAUGAAAAGGAAAUGGAGGCUUGUUGCUGGAUCAACUAUACUCAAUACAGAGAUGCUGAAGAAAAUUUAAAGAAUGUCGUUUGUGAUAAAAGUUCUCAGCAGUUUAUAGAGGAUAGCUCCAGGUCUAUUGAAAAUGAGAAUAAAUGUAUCCGUUGCUGGAAUCAUUCUUGCUCUCAUUGGUGGAAAAAAUUCAACGAAACAUAUGGUCGACUAUAG